This is a messenger RNA of Penicillium robsamsonii, 1623 nucleotides long. RefSeq names its product MDR family MFS transporter. Bases 1 to 1623 code for a protein of 540 amino acids. Gene Ontology annotation, biological process: transmembrane transport. Gene Ontology annotation, molecular function: transmembrane transporter activity. The transcript has 4 exons. Lineage: Eukaryota; Fungi; Ascomycota; Eurotiomycetes; Eurotiales; Aspergillaceae. The record is from RefSeq and is a predicted model, not a curated record.
AUGGAGAAGAUAUCAAGUAAUCCCCCACCGCAGGAACUCUUAAAUGAUGGACCCGAUGAAGGGGAUUCGUCAUCUUGCCCUCCGGCCAGCACCUGGACGGUGGUCUAUCUCACUAUUGCGCUCUGUCUCGGUGUUCUUUGCAUGUCGUUGGACGUCACCAUCAUCACAACGGCAAUACCUCGCAUCACUGAUCAGUUUGACUCACUAAACGACGUGGGUUGGUACGGCAGUUCCUUUCUCCUCACAAACUGCGCCACAACCCUUGCCUUUGGCAAGUUGUAUACAUUCUACUCCACAAAAUGGGUGUACCUAUCCGCUCUCUUUCUGUUUGAACUCGGUUCUCUUGUCUGUGGAGCUACUCCGACCUCUGUUGGCUUGAUUCUGGGUCGAUGCAUCGCAGGUACGGGUGCUGGGGGUAUCUUCUCCGGGAGUCUCUUGAUUAUGGCCCAGACUGUUCCUUUGCACCGUCGCCCAAUCUUCACGGCCUUGCUUGGUGCUAUGUACGGCAUUGCUAGUGUCGCGGGUCCUCCAUUGGGAGGCGCGUUGACAGAUCACGUCUCUUGGCGUUGGUGUUUCUAUAUCAACCUGCCACUCGGUGCUAUCACAAGUAUCUUCGUCCUGUUUUUCUUCCAUGCCCCUGCUCCAGUCAAAAGACGCCCUGACUUCCGCAAAAUGCUAGGCGAACUGGACCCUCUGGGCACGUUCUUUUUCCUACCUGCCAUCAUUUGUCUUCUUCUGGCCCUCCAAUGGGGUGGUGCCCAAUAUGCUUGGAAUAACCCCCGGAUCAUUGCUCUGUUUGUGCUCAGUGGUGUUCUCCUAAUUGUCUUUGUGGCUAUUCAGGUCCGCCAGAAUGAAAAGGCCACACUUCCACCGCGUAUCGUCUGCAAUCGCAAUAUCUGGUCGGCAGCCUGGUUUACCAUUACACUUAAUGGUGCUUACUUUACCUUCGCUUACUACCUUCCUAUUUGGUUCCAGGCAAUCAAAGCGGCCUCGGCCACCAAAUCAGGUAUAAUGAACUUGCCGAGUAUUAUCGCAGUCGUUAUCGUCUCCAUUGUAUCCGGUACUCUCGUCACUAUCUUCGGCUAUUACAAUCCCAUCAUGAUCAUGGCCUCUUGCACAUUAGCAGUUGGUGCGGGUCUACUCAGUACCCUGAAUGUAGACUCGGGGAGUGGCGAAUGGAUCGGCUACCAGAUUCUAAUGGGAAUGGGGGUUGGAUUUGGAUUGCAACAGCCAUUUAUACUGGUGCAGAAUGUACUAGCCGAUGAAGAUAUCCCUAUUGGGACAGCCGUGGUGACAUUUGCACAGACCCUGGGAGGUGCGAUCUUUAUUUCGGUGGGUCAAAAUAUCUUCCAGAACCAAUUGAGGAAAGCCAUGCACCUGGAAGAUCCCUCGGUGGAUAUCGCCAAAGUUCUCGCGGCUGGUGCGACGACUUUGCGCAAGAAGCUUCCAGUUGAGCAGCUGCCAGCAGUUCUUCGAUCCUACAAUACCGCUAUUACCCAGGCAUUUUACGUAGGCGUGGCUUUGGCAGCGCUUUCCAUUUUAGGGACCAUCGCGUUGGAAUGGAAGUCCAUGAAGAAGCCGAGAAACACUACACCUGCACCCAACGGUGACGAGGCGAGUUGA